AUUCACUAUGUUAUUUUGACCGAAGCGUCUUGAACGGUCAAGCAGACUACAGAGAGACUGGAAGAUAAAGAGAGCAGGAAGAUAAAGAGAGCCGUUAUACCGUCAUUUAUUUAUUAGUGCUGAGAGAAGAGGCGACGUGUGAUGAGAUGAUAAGCUAAGAGGAUAAAUCUUCCAUCAUGAAUCCUGCUCAAUUCUCAUUUCUCAGAGUUAAUGAAGAGAAAGUCAUCUCAAAGACAGAGCUGUUAUCCAUUUUGAAAACUUAUAACUGCUACCAUGAAGGAAAGAGUUUUCAGCUUCGUCUCCGAGAGGAAGGGGACGAGUUGAUCAUGGAGGGUUUACUCAACAUCUCCUGGGGCCUGCGGAGGCCAAUCAGACUGCAGAUGCAGGAUGACCAUGAGCGCUUUCACUUUGCUAACACAGGAUUAUGGAGUCCAGAGAGCCCAGGGACAGAACAUAGAAAUGAAAACCAAAAGAGUCCCAUUCAGUUGUCAUUUCAGUCCAACAACAAUGAGGUUACUGUACCAGCAAAAAACAAUCAUUUCUACGUGACGGAUCGUUUCCACCACGUACACAUGCUCACCAGUUUUCCUGCAGAUGUUGAUGGUCUUAGCUCAGAAGAGGAAACUCCUCAACUUCCAAGAACGAGAAGUGAUGCCAGCUUCAUGAACGUCCAAAGACGGUCCAAACAACGAUCCUCAGGAGAUUUACAAAGGGUUAAAAGGCAUCGCUUCUCCAUCAAUGGCCACUUUUACAACCACAAGACAUCAAUCUUCACCCCAGCUUAUGGAUCAGUAACUAAUGUCCGUGUGAGCAGUACAAUGACAACACUACAAGUGCUCAGUCUGCUACUGAAUAAAUUUCGGGUCAAAAAUAAAGCAGAUGAAUUUGCCCUCUAUUUUGUCCAUGAAUCAGGAGAAAGGACAAAGAUUAAAGAUGAUGGGUAUCCCUUGGUGUCACGUGUGCUAUAUGGACCAUGUGAAAAAAUUGCCAAACUUUUCAUUAUGGAAACGGAUCUUGGCGAAGAGGUUCCUUAUGAUGUUGCACAGUACAUAAAGUUUGAGAUGCCUGUGUUGAACAGCUUUGUCACCAAACUGAGGGAAGAAGAGGAGAGAGAGAUUUCAAAACUGACACAAAAGUAUGGUGUAUUGAAAUCGAUGAUGCUACAGCAGCUAAAGGAUAUUUCUGAAAGUACAGACUGUGUGUGAGAAGAUAAUUUACUUGAUUUAGUGAGAGGUAUUUACUUGAUUUUGACUGAGAACAUAAUAGAUGCAAUAAGAUUUAUACAUAGGGGUUUGUAAGUACCAAUACCUGAUUUCAUAUAGAAUACUCAGGAGUCACAAAAUGCCAGACGCUACUGUCAAAAUACUUUAUAAAGCACUUAAGUAUUUUUAAAUGCUGUUUUUUUUAGUUAGUGGCCCUUACUGAACGGCUUAUCAUGAGUUUACACUGAAUGUAUUUGGUUGAAAAUAGUACACUAUUAUUGUUUUUUUA
Molecule: messenger RNA, 1491 nt
Organism: Tachysurus vachellii
Lineage: Eukaryota; Metazoa; Chordata; Actinopteri; Siluriformes; Bagridae
Gene: rassf4a
Product: Ras association domain family member 4a
Exons: 12
Coding region: 177-1205 (342 amino acids)
Biological process (GO): signal transduction
Source: RefSeq, a predicted model, not a curated record